AUGCCGCUUUGCCUAAUAGUAGGAUGUCCAGCAUCAUUAAAAUCAACAAGAGCGAGAGAGAUUAAAGAGUAUUUUGAAACAGAGAAGCAGAAAACAGUCCAUAUAAUCAGUGAAAAUGCUAUAAUUAAAAACUCAGGAAUGAAAAAGAAUCAAAUUUACUUAGAAUCAGGAAAGGAAAAGAUGAUCAGAGCUGAAUUAAAGUCCGAUAGCUUAAGACUGUUGAAUAAGAAUGACUUGAUUAUUAUGGACGGACUUAAUUACAUUAAAGGAUAUCGAUAUGAGAUUUAUUGUGCCACAAAAGCUGGAAGAGCUACUCAAUGUACAAUCCACUGUUCAGUUACCAAGGAAAGAGGGUGGGAGAUAAAUGAAAAUAGAGAAGAUAAGGAUGAGAUAUAUUCAAAAGAAAUGUAUGAAGCACUUUGGCUGAGAUUUGAGGAACCAAUAUCCACAAAUCGAUGGGAUUCGCCCUUAUUUGCUGUUACUGACUAUGAGAAGCUUAAUAUGGAGGAACUGUAUGAAGCACUUUAUGAGAAGAAGGCACCAAAACCAAAUCAAUCAACACAAAAUCCACCGACACAAGACACAAACUUUUUAUUUGAAUUAGACAAAUUGACACAAGACAUAGUCGCGGAAAUAGUCUCAGCAAGGAAGCUUGGAUCAUUAGGGCCAGUUAAAGUAAAGAACUGCACAGAAACUGUAAAUAUUUCAUCAGACAUCAAUGCAAGUCAACUGAAUAGAAUGAGAAGACAAUAUCUGAAUUAUAGUAAGCUACAUUUGGACACAGCAGGUGACUUAGUAAAAGCUCCGUCAUUAUUUGUUCAAUACCUUAAUUCCGUUUUAAGUGAAUAA
This is a messenger RNA of Chironomus riparius, 849 nucleotides long. Lineage: Eukaryota; Metazoa; Arthropoda; Insecta; Diptera; Chironomidae. The record is from the annotation of a GenBank genome assembly.